Messenger RNA from Astrephomene gubernaculifera, 2125 nucleotides. The record is from the annotation of a GenBank genome assembly. NCBI's taxonomy places the organism in Eukaryota, Viridiplantae, Chlorophyta, Chlorophyceae, Chlamydomonadales, Astrephomenaceae.
CAGCUACUUUAGCUGCUCAUAGCUCAUCCUUGAUGUUGUCUGGUUGAUCGGGCCCCGUCCGCGCCUCGUUUCAUCGAAAUACGUCAAGUUUGCAACCUCCGAAGCACAUUCGCCAGCUUAACGUUUAAGGAGAUAACUGCACCCCUGGACAGUCUACUACUUUUGGCAACCCUCUGCGCUUUGGAGCUCCACCGUUGGCGCUCGGUUGGCUCGGUUGGCAAAUGUGCCCCUCCAACGCUGUUCUACUUAGCGGCUUAAUGAAGUCAGUGAUGGAUGAACUAGCGGACAACCAGACGGCUGUCGCGACUCUGAAAGAGGCAGUCAAAUCGCUGCAGGAAGAUGCAGCUAAGCGAAAGGCGGAGCAUGAGGAUUAUCUCUCGAUGGUACUCCCAGGACAGACAGCCUACAUCUUGGAUGAGGUGGCAAGCGGCCCCGCAACUGCAGCAUUGGCACCCUGCGCAAUCUGGCCGCGGACAACGACCUGACACCGGACCAAAUGCUGCGCUGGAAGCAGCUAAAAACCUACAUGUCGUGGCAGGGCUGGACGGUCGCGGACCUGGUGGGCGUGUUGGGCGAGCUGCGCACCCACCAGUACCCGCUAGCCCACGGCUCCAAGGAGCAGCAGGAGUCGGCGACGCCUGUCAUGGUCGAGGAGUGGUUGAACAAGUACUACGGACCCGACGACAGCAUGCACAACCUUAUCAAACUUACCUCGAAGCUCACCCUGCCCGGCAAGCCGCUCUGCAAGAGCCCCCACUCACGGGAGAUCAUUGAGAACGAGCUGAAGAAGACAUCGAUCAAGUAGCAGGCUGCAUCGUUUGGAGGAGCACGGUGAGUGGCAGUCCUGGCGCGUCCCUCUGUGCUGCUGCAGAUGGCAGCAGCGCACGAGCGAGGCCAGCAGGUGGCACCAUGAGCUGCUGCGCAGUGGGGCAAUGGCAGUACAUCCGGCCGCUGGGCCGGCUAGCCGGCCCUCUGCGCGGCCAGCAGUCGCUGUACAUGCCCGGUGCAGGGACGGACGCCGGUGCAAGGAUGGACGCCGGGGGAGUGCAGCCAAGUGCAGGCUGUGGUACCAGUGGUAUGGUGCCAGGGGAUCUGCACUCCAAGCAGUCUGCACUCCAAGCAGUCUGUAUGUGUCUUGUUGGGGGCACUGUGGUCGCUGCUCGCCGGCACGUGUACUGUGCAUCUUCUGUUGCCUAGGUUUCUAGGGGCCAGCCAACGCCUGCAGCGCCGGCACCUCUGCUCUUAUAAAAUUUGGUGAUCCUGCCCUCAGUGUAUGGGCAUGGUGGUCUUACUUGGGGCCCAUAGCAGAGUCUGGGGAGAGAGAGACAGGGGGCAUUGUGGCUGCAGUGCAGUCACUGCCGGCUCCGAACUGGGGGGGCAUCACAGACAGUGCGUGCGGAUGGCCAGGAGGACACCAGGCGUCUACUCUAGGAGCACCCUGCGCAUUGGCUUAGCUGUCGGCGGCAUUACGUUGCCAGACCUGUGACUUUGCUCUGAUCACUUUCCCUUCCAUGCCAGGUCCGUUGUCGGUGCAGGCAGCUUUGUUGCGGUCCGGGUAGGCGUGUAUGCAAGCUUUACUGUCCUGCUGCACUGCGGUGAGUAUUCUUCUGUCCUGCUGCACCUCAGUACUGCAGUGCAGCAGGACAGAAAAAUACUCACCGCAGUACUGCAGUGCAGCAGGACAGUAAAAUACUCACCGCAGUACUGCAGUGCAGCAGGAAAGUAAAGCUUGCAUACGCGUCUACCCGGACCACAACGAAGCUGUGCAGGGCAGGCGUGUAGCAGCAGGGCUGUGGCCUCGUGUAGCGUCGGCGGCAAGGCUCUGCAGCCAGCCUUACGGCGAUCUCUGACUUUGUUCGGCGUCGCGUUUCGUAGUUAAUAGUUAAUUUUGGGGGUGAUGUGUGGUCAAUAUCAUGGUCGUAUUGGGUGAACGUUUUAGGGCACUUUGGGUGUUUUACAGGGAUAGAUGUGCGUGUGAAUGUGUAAUUGUGUUAGGUGGCCCCUUCACAUAUUCGGACACACCAGCCCAGCCAGCGCAUGCAUCUCUAUACACGGGCACACGACACAUGGGCAGGACAUGACAUUGCCUCGUUCUGGUGGAGUGGAGGUGGGUGCAAGUUGCAGG